AAUUCCCGCAAGGGCGCCCAAACGGGUGGGGAGCAGUUGAGCGUCUCUUGGCCGUCCCGGACCAGUAACACGGUGCAAUGCAAACCCUGCAGCUGUUGAGUCCCCACUUUGCAGCCGGAUUGCAUGGAUCCGGGCCCCCUCGAUGGGUUCUAGGAAAGGAGCGUUUUUGGAGAGAGCGUCUCUCAUCAUCCCCCCCCCCCCGCAACCGCCAAUUACCUCUUCCCUAACACGCCGCAUCUUUACCUCUUUGUUCUCUCCUGGCCAUCCGCCUCCCCUGCUCCCUGCUCCGAUUUCGUUUCCUGCAAUAUAAUGGGGAGGUGGGAGUUGUCUACCGACGCCCCUCUUCCCCUUUCCAAAAUCUUCCGCUUCUCCAGCGGCUGCUUUUGCCCCCUUGCCUGGGAACAUCCGACACGUUUUCGAAGGGGGGGGGGGAGGCCUCGCAAUUUCAGUCGCAGAGCAGCCCCCGCUUGUGUAAGGAGGGGAACCGGAGGUGACGUCACGAGAAGUGUGACAAUUUUGCCAUUUCCUUAGCUGAACACACGCACGCGCACACGCGCGCGCGCGCCAAGGGCGCAGAUGCACUCUGCAGGCGGAUCCACAAGAAGGCGGUUUUCUCCUUACUGGGACCAGAGGCGAGACACGCACCCCGAUCCCGUACAUGCCCCAAGUCAGGCUUUUACCUUAUGCACCUUCACCUGGAAACAAAUUUCAUGGCUUCCGUCUGAGAAAAUGCACAUCAAACUACAAAGCUAGGACACACGACCAAUGCAAGCUUGCUGGGAUUAGUUCUGCGUAAAUACAGUUUUUUGUUUUGUUUUGUUAAAGCAUCAAACUACCUGCCCCCCCCCAAGCUGCGGCAGCGGCUAUGACGAAAUGAAUAGAGGCCCGGGAAAAGAGAACCAAUCAGAAGAGCCGGAACGAAGAGGCGAACCAAUCAGGUGAGCCGGAAGCUGGGAAACCCAUUGAAGAAGUUGCGGCUUGGUCAUUCAGCUUUUUCUGUUGAUCUGCCGCUUCCGUAUUCCGCAGCCUGAGGCUCCCACUUCAGUCAGCCUGAUGGUUCCGGAUUAAAAGUUCGCUGGGGAAGUUGGGAGAAAUUACCUGGAGAGGAGGAGAAAGAGGUGCAAGAUAUUUAUGGGUGGUUUGCUUUUACUCUCCCGGAAUCUACAAACGGGGCAGCUAGGAGGGGAAGGGAGGAGGGAGGGAAAUGAGAUUUCUUGGGGGAGGGGGAUGAGGGAAGAGCAAGGAAGAGCCCCCCCCUUUCUCUCUGGGAAGCAGUAUUGGGGGUUGGGAUCAAGGCAAUCCAGUUUAAAAGUGGUGGUGGUGGGUCUCCUGCCCAGCAAAUCUUGCAUUCCAAGAUUCUCUUUGAAGUGCGGAGAUCUGGGCAGCCCAGCUUUUCAUGCACUGCCUUGCUGCACAUGGGGGAGCGGGGCCAAAAUUUAAUGCCCCCCUCCCCCGCCGUGGGUGGGUGCCAUAGCAGUUUAUGGUUUUUUGAAAGGGUACCUUGUCACAGUACUUUUUCCAACUGCCUUUGCCAGUUUUUCUGACUUUCUGUUUCUAUCUGCAAAUGUUCCAGACUUUCUGUUUCUAUCUGCAAGUGUUCCAGAGAUUUCUAAUUUUGAUUAAUGAGUUGUUGAGCAGCAAAUAAAGAAAAUGUGAUUAGUUCUUCAUAUCUCAGAUUAGCAUUGUCGUCUUUAAAAAUGGCUAACAAUACCAAGGGGACGCGGGUGGCACUGUGGGUGAAACCACAGAGCCUAGGACUUGCCGAUCAGAAGGUCGGCGGUUCGAAUCUCCGCAAUGGGGUGAGCUCCCGUUGCUCAGUCCCAGCUCCUGCCAACCUAGCAGUUCGAAAGCACGUCAAAGUGCAAGUAGAUAAAUAGGUACCGCUCCGGCAGGAAGGUAAACGGUGUUUCUGUGCACUGCUCUGGUUCGCCAGAAGCGGCUUAGUCAUGCUGGCCACAUGACCCGGAAGCUGUAUGCCGGCUCCCUUGGCCAAUAAAGCGAGAUGAGCACCGCAACCCCAGAGUCAGCCACGACUGGACCUAAUGGUCAGGGGUCCCUUUACCCUUACCUUUAACAAUACCAAACUUCAGGUAGAUAGGAUGUUUAGUUUUCACUGUGUGUGUGUGUGUGUGUGUGUGUGUGUGUGUGUAAAGGGACCCCUGACAAUUAAGUCCAGUUGUGAACAACUCUGGGGUUGCAGCGCUCAUCUCGCUUUACUGGCCAAGGGAGCUGGCGUUUGUCCACUUCCGCAGACAGUUUUUCCUGGUCAUGUGGCGAGCAUGACUAAGCUGCUUCUGGCGAAACCAGAGCAGGAAACACUGUUUGCCUUCCCGCCGGAGCGGUACCUAUUUAUCUUCUUCCACUGUGUGCUUUCGAACUGCUAGGUUGGCAGGAGCAGGGACCGAACAAUGGGAGCUCACCCCGUCGUGGGGAUUCGAACCACUAACCUUUCGUUCGGAAAGCCCAAGCGGCACAGUGGUUUAACCCACAGCACCACCCGCAUCCCUAGAUAGAUAGAUAAUCUGUGUUUGGAUUCUGCAUUAGUAUUUGUGAUUAGAAUUUCAACUGGAGUUUAUGGACCUAGAGGCAUAUGCAGUAACUUUUGGGUUCGUUAGAAAAUGUGUAGAUAAUUCCAGAUGUUGCCUAGCUUUACUUAAUAUUUGUUCCCUGGUCAAAGGUAUACUAUCUGUGUAAAUGUCUCCCACCCUACAUAAAUCCGUUUUUCUCCAUUGUUCUCAUUAGAGAGCUGCUCCCUGCUUUGAAGUUCAUUGUGGCAACAGCGGAGUCCUGGAAGUGGCCCAGUUUCCCCUCCUUGUCCUCUGUCUCUUCCAAAGGCAGCACAAUGGCCUCAGAGGCACCAUCGCUUGCACUGUCUCUUCUUAAAGAUGGAGUGAAAAGAGGAGCCUGGCAUCUUCCUCAGGUAGGGAAAGAGCAAUGGGAGCAGGGAGGAGGGAAGAGGCACAGGUGGGACAACCCAGCCUCCCUCUGUGUUGAGUGGGAUGAUGGGGAUCUAAGAGAAGCUCUGUCUUCUUCCUCUUCCUCUUCCAGGCCCUCUUGACCUUUGAGGAGGUGGCUGUGUUUUUCACGGAGGAGGAGUGGGCUCUGCUGGAUCCUGGCCAAAGAGCUCUGCACAAGGAAGUCAUGGAGGAGAAUUAUGAGAUGGUGGCCUCUCUAGGUAAGGAUGCAUUUUUUAUGCCUCUUGGCUGCUAGACGUUGGAGGUGUGAAUCUCCUGUUUGAGCCAUUUAUUCAUGCUGUGUAGGAACAACAUACCUUGUACGGAUAACCUGCUGGAUCAGCCCAGUGGCCCAUUUCAUCCAGCAUCCUGUUGCCUGUGGGAAGCCAGCAGGAUUUGAGCAUAGAAGCAUCACUCCCCUCCUGUGGUUUCCAGAAACCACUGCCUCCGACUGUGGAAGCAGAGUAGAGCCAUCUUGGCUAGUGGCCGUUGGUGGACCUCUCCUCCUCAAUGAAUUUAGAGCAUUAGCAAUUUCCCAUCUGACUUCUUUGUAAACUCUCAGGCGGAUGCCAUGCGGACCUGGAAUUUUAUCUGUUUUAAUUUUGUCUAUUUGACUGAGAACUUCAUAUCUCACCACCACUAUCCAUCUCAGCUCGGCCUCAAGGGAGAUUAAUAAUAAUAAUAAUAAUAAUAAUAAUGAUAAUCCCUCUCUCCUGACUGGUUUCCCCAGCCACUCUGGGCAGCUUCCAACACAUAUAAAAACAUAAUACAGUGGUGCCUUGAUUCUCAAACAUAAUCCGUUCCAGGAGUACCUUCGACUCCCAAAACCAUUCGAAAACCAAGGUGCAGCUUCCGAUUGGCUGCAGGAGCUUCCUGCACUCAAGCGGAAGCUCGUCAGAGUUUGUCUUCCGAAAAACGUUCGCAAACCAGAACAUUUAACCAUUUACCUGUGUAAAACAUAAAACAUGAAAAGGCUUCCCUAUACAGGGCUGCCUUCAGGUUAUAAGGGAAAAUGCUUUUUAAAUUGCAUUUUAACCUGUCUUUUAAAUUGGUUUUUUUCCCCAAUUAUGUUUUUACUGUAAUUUUACUGGUGUUAGCUGCCCUGAGCCCGGCUCUUGCCGGGGAGGGCGGGGUAUAAAUAUAUAUUUUUUUUAAAAAAUAUUAUUAUUAAAUAUUUUGUUUUUUGUUUGUUUGCAAGAGUGGGGUGCCCUGGCCUCCUUGCCCUCCUGCAGAGCUCACGUGUCUGUCUUACUCGGACCUAAGAAGUUCGUCUGCCCAGGCUCCCUCUGGCUGACGGAGUGCCCUUCUUGGCUGGCUAGUCCUAGCUACUUCCUUCUAGCUAUUGCCUUCUAGCUUACUUUCCAUAAGACUCCUGAAAUAAGAGCUAACUAGUUACUUUUCUAUUUACUGGCAUCGGAACACUUUUCAAAGUACCACUUACCCUGUAGUUCCUUACUUUACUUUAGUGUGGGUCUGUGGCAAAUUGUUGUCAGGAGCCUUGUGGUCACUCUUCCCAGUAGGUCUUGCCCCAUUGAGGCAGGUGCGAGGGCUGAUGUUCCCUGCCUUCCCACUGCUCUCUAAGGCCCUCCCCUGGUUCUUUCCCCAGCAACCUAAGGCUCCUUCGUCUUGUCUCUCUUUGCUUCACCCUCUUCAUUCCUCUGUGUGUUCUGGGAGAUCAGUGGGGAGAUGAGCUGGUCAAAGCAGGAGGGGGAGCUUCCCUGGCUUCUUAUCCAGGUUGCCUCUACUUUGCUUCUUGAUAUCGGCCUCUGCUUUCGCCUCCCAAGGCUGGACUGCUCUCUUCCACAGCCUCCUCCUGCUCACCAAACCCUCCUCAGCUUCCAACACCUCCUGCUCCCGGACUGCUCCCUCUUUUCCUUCUGAAAGCCCCUCGUCAUCCCACCACCAAUCCCCUGGCUCUGAGCCUUCUUCCCCAGGGGUUCCCCCCCCCCACCUCUUGCCUCUCACUAUUCCUCUGCAUCCAGCCAGUCCAUGUUGAUUGUCAAGGCUCUCUCUCUUUAGGUGGUUGAUAGGGGUCCUUCUUUUACUCUUUAGAUAAAGAUUUUUGCAGAUUUGCUGUCUGAAGCAACAUUCACAAGGUGUGUAUGUUCACAUAAACACACCUUGUGACAGUGGGGACCAUGCGGCCCCCUCCUACUCAUUCCGUGCAUCUUUAUAGGAUCUGAAUACAUACAGUGGAACCUCGAGUUACGUUGCCUUUGGACUACGUAAACUUGGUUUGUGCACUGCAGGAAACCCGGAACUACUGGAAUGGGUUAUUUCUGGGUUUCGUCGCUCACACAUUCACAGAAGCACUAAACUGCACCGCGUGUGUGCGCAGACGCAGCACUUUGAGUUGUGAAAGUUUUAUGUUAUGGAUGGGCCUCUGGAACGGAUCCCGUCCGUAACACGAGGUACCACUGUAAUCCGAAUCUCAAAGGCGAGAGAAUAGAUUAAUUUGAAAUGGCCGGUUUUGCCCCAAAGUAGCUAAUAUUAUCUCUUUCCUUGACAGAAUCAGACCUCAAUUCCUGUUGGGAAGAAAGACAAGGUCCAUUUCUCCAGAAUCCCAAAGAAGGGGAGAUGUCAGCAGGUAGGUGCUUAGAUGUGUCGUGGGGCCCUCCAGGAAGUGAGGGAGAAGCCGGAUGCCAGCAUGGUGUGGUGGUUAAGAGCGGUGGACUUGUGAUCUAGUGAACCGGGUUUGCUUCCCCGCUCCUCCACAUGCAGCUGCUGGGUGACCUUGGGCUAGUCACACGUCUCUGAAGUCUCUCAGCCUCACUCACCGCACAGUGUUUGUUGUGGGGGAAGAAGGGAAAGGAGAUUGUUAGCCGCUUUGAGACUCCUUAGGGUAGUGAUAAAGCAGGAUAUCAAAUCCAAACUCUUCUUUUUUAUGUCCUGCUUCUUAUCAGCAUUCCUUUGGCCCCUGUGGGGCUCUUGGAGUAAACAGGCCAGCGAGACAAAUGUGGUUUUCAAUGCCUUUCUAUUGGGCCUUGGGACUCUCUCCUCCCCAGGCCCUGACCCUUGUUGACCAGUGCUGCUUCACAUCCUCCUUGAGUCCUUUUUCCUGGCUGGGUUGUUUCCUUGAAAUGGGGCUUCUUCCUUGCCUGGAUGGGAGGAGAGAGAAGGGUGUGUAGAAAACGUGCUCCUGUCCAGAGCUGACAUUUGCAUCUAUUGAUACACCCACGUCUGCCUCUGGCCCCACAAAGUGUGAAUAUGCGGCUCUCAAGCUGUAAAAAGUUGCUCACGCCUGAGAGAGACCAUUGGUCUGAUCCAGCAGCCCUUUUCUAAAGAGUAGAGUCGGCCUCUAGGUUGAGGUUUCCUUUCCGCAUUGCUAGUAUAUGCCCCAAAUUAAAAUAGCCUCCGCGGUGCCUCUGAACUGAGGUCAAUGUACAGUGAGAUCCUCUUCACAAGUGCCAGAGCGAUUCUGCUGGGUUCACAUGGCCCUCUGCUUUCCCUCAGCAGGACAAUUAAGACUUUGCCUUUCCCUUAUUUUGGCAAGAGAGCCAUGGCAGCCGUAGUGCUAGGAGUGUUUGGGUAUUUUGUAUUCCAAAUUAACUCUUUGAAACCAUUUCCCAAACCAGACUUCAUCACUUGGGAGAAUGGAGAAGAUCCAGUUGGAUGGGGCUCUGGGAAAGUGGAGAGAUCAGCAGACACAGCUCUGCUUAGUGACAGCAUGUGGAACAGGAAGGGACUUGUUGUCUUGAAACUGUUGCAUAUUCAGAAGCUAACUUCAGAUUCAGUUGGGUAGGAAGAAAAGGAGGGGGGGACAUACUUGAAAACUGUAAAAUCAGAGAAGCAGAGAACUGGGCUUGAUCCAUGAUUCUGCCUUGCAAUUUGAACAAUAUUUUCUUUUUCUCCUUCCCUCAAAUCAGGUAAUUGGCAGAAGAGUGAGAAUUAUGGUGAGCCAUCCGUAGUGUCAUUAGAAAAUGUGGAGAGUGAAACAGCGGACGAGAUAUUUGUAAAUCAACAAUCACCCCCAAAGCAUGUAGAAAACAUGUUGAAAAAUGGGGAAAGCACACCUUCCACUACUCAGGACAUUAGUGUUCAUGUACCCUUGAAUUCACAGGAGGAAUGCACAGGAAGCAGCAAUGUGGAGUGUGAACAGAGGUUCAGUCAUAGUGGAAGGCUUAGUUUACAUCAGAGAACCCAAACAGGGGAGAAAGCGUUUCAAUGCACGGAGUGUGGAAAGAGCCUCAGUAGUGCUGGUAACCUUGUCAAGCAUAAAAAAAUCCAUGCGGGGGAGAGACCCUUUAAAUGCAUGGAGUGUGGAAAGAGCUUCAGCCAGAGCGGAAACCUUAUGGCACAUCAAAGAAUCCACACUGGGGAGAAACCAUAUAAAUGUAUGUUGUGUGGUAGGAGUUUCAGUCUCAAUCACCAUCUUACUUUACAUCUAAGAACCCACACUGGGGAGAGACCUUACAAAUGUAUGGAGUGUGGAAAGAGCUAUUGCCAGAGUGGACACCUUGCUGCACAUAAAAUAAUGCACACGUGGGCAAAACAGUUUAAAUGCAUGGAGUGCGACAAGAGUUUUCUCAGAAAAUUUGACCUUACUGUGCAUCACAGAACCCACACAGGAGUGAAACCUUACACAUGUAUGGAUUGUGGAAAGAGCUUUUGCCAGAGUGGACACCUUGCUGCACAUGAAAGAAUGCACAUGUGGGCAGAACAGUUUAAAUGCAUGGUGUGCAGCAAGGGUUUUCUCAGAAAAUUUGACCUUACUGUGCAUCAGAGAACCCACACAGGAGUGAAACCUUAUAAAUGUAUGGAGUGUGGAAAGAGCUUUUCCCAGAGAGGACACCUUGCUUCACAUCGAAGAAUCCAUACAGGGGAGAAACCCUUUAAAUGUUUGGAGUGUGGAAAGAGCUUUCACAGGAACUGUGACCUUACUGCACAUCGGAGAACCCACACAGGAGUGAAACCUUACAAAUGUAUGGAGUGUGGAAAGAGCUUUAGCCAGAGUGGAAACCUUAAUGCACAUCAAAGAACCCACACAGAAAAACCCACCCUUUAAAUGUUUGGAGUGUGGAAACAGCUUUAGUCACAAUUACCACCUUACUUUACAUAAAAGAACCGACGCCAAGGAGAAACCGUAUCAAUGUAUAGCGUGUGGAGAAAGCUUUGGAGGGAGUGAUGGCCUGACUGUGCAUCUGGGAACCCAUGCCGUGGGUAAACCCUCUAUAAGUGAAUGUGAAAAAAGCUGCAGUAGGAGCAGGAAACAUAUUUCAUGUAAGGGAAUUAUUUGCUGUUUUGUUUCCCCCUUAAACUGAGGGUUAAUUGGAUGCUGUUGGAGCUCCUUGGCCUGGGGUGGGAGCUCCAAGUUUGAAUCCAAAGGAAGUCAAAUUGGGUAGGAGAGGCAGACGGUUUGAUGCUCACCACCCAGCCAAGGCACGUGGCCCCAAUCCACAGGUCGUUCGCCUCCUUCAUCAAAUUCUUUCGGUCUAGUGACCUGACCUGAUUGGAGUGAUUUGCCUAAAAUCUUUUGUGUGUUGAUGCCCGAAAAAUUUGGGGCUCAUUUUAGAGCAAGUCCCUUAACCUGAGUUCCUUCACUGGGUCCACCGUCAGAGUGAAAAGUAAAAUGGAAGGCAACCAAAAUCCGAAGCAAAUUGGACUAUUAAGCCUUUGAUUGUUUAUUUGUCGUGACAAAUAUUCAGCCUCUAUAAAAGCAAAGGAAGGAGAACCUCGUGACAAAGGGUGUCCUGCUUUUUAAAGGUUUACAGUUCCCGCGAAACAGCAAGGAAUCCCACCGCACAAACGUCAGUGAUAGGUAGGUAAACGUCAAAGAGGCAUCACGGAAUUAGGAGGGGUUGCAAUAUGUCAAUCAGAACAUUUGGGAAUUGCGGGUCUUACACCUUUCCAGGCAAAAUUUACACGAAGCAUUGUUACUGCAAGCGGCAUUGGGAUGGCAACAAGAACAACCCGUGUUCUAUUCAUCGGACAGACGCAUGCAGACAUUUGCCAUUAUAUCUCAUCCAUCGCCUCCAUCCAGAGGGAGAAACUUUGUCCUGGGAUUCUUCCCCCUGCAUGACUCUGUGCUUCGGAGAUUAUGAUGAGAGAGAGACUUCCCACAACGCAGGAGUGUCCGUGUGAUUCUAGAAGUCUGUUAACAAAGAAUAAAUCAUUUACGAACCCUUUU
Messenger RNA from Podarcis lilfordi (Lilford's wall lizard), 9081 nucleotides. The record is from the annotation of a GenBank genome assembly. NCBI's taxonomy places the organism in Eukaryota, Metazoa, Chordata, Lepidosauria, Squamata, Lacertidae.